Messenger RNA from Anthonomus grandis grandis, 1682 nucleotides. It is a transcript of the gene noi, whose product is annotated as splicing factor 3A subunit 3. Gene Ontology annotation, molecular function: RNA binding; zinc ion binding. The record is from RefSeq and is a predicted model, not a curated record. Lineage: Eukaryota; Metazoa; Arthropoda; Insecta; Coleoptera; Curculionidae. The transcript has 9 exons. Gene Ontology annotation, biological process: mRNA splicing, via spliceosome. Gene Ontology annotation, cellular component: spliceosomal complex; nucleus. The coding region runs from base 118 to 1620 and encodes 500 amino acids.
CCGUUUGACGUUUGAUUUUGAGGUUAUGUGAUUCCAAAACUACCCCGGACUCUAUAGAAAAUACCAAAAUUACAUUGAGAAAACCUCUUUAUCUUCUCCCAUUUUAGUUUUUCAAUAAUGGAGACGAUCCUGGAACAGCAACGGCGGUACCACGAAGAAAAAGAGCGUCUAAUCGACGCCAUGGUGAAAGAAAUGCUUCAGAAAAAGACUACAUACCGUGAGCAAAUUAAUUCGGACCAUCGAAUGAAAUAUUUACUUGAUCGCUACAUGAACGCGACCAAUAAAUUAGUGGAGUUGUAUGAGGAUAAAGAUGGACAAAGGAAGGCGGAGGUCGCUUCCCUUACAGGGCCCAAUGAAUUCAAUGAAUUUUAUGGCAGAUUAAAACAGAUUAAGGAUUUUUAUAGGAGGCAUCCCAAUGAGAUCAGUGUACCAAUGUCUGUGGAAUUUGAUGAGUUAGCCAAAGCAAGAGAAAAUCCCACUGAAGAAUUGUCAAAUUUAGUGGAAUUUACUGAUGAAGAAGGUUAUGGCAGGUUUCUGGAUUUGCACGAAUGCUACGAGAAAUUCAUUAACCUAAAAGGAAUUGAGAAAGUCGACUAUAUUACCUAUCUAAGCAUGUUCGACCAACUGUAUGACAUUCCAAAGGAAAGAAAAACGGGAGAGUACCGAAAAUAUCUUCUGACCCUUAUUGAAUACCUCACAUGGUUCGUGCAAAGAAUAAAACCACUUAUGGACGUGGACGCAGUCCUAAAUGAUGAAUCUUUUAAAGCAAUUUUCGAGUUUGAUGCUGGGACCGCUCCUGGAUGGCCAAAAGAAACUGGUUCAGCUCUGGCAAACGUGGGAGCCCACUUGGACUUGUCUGCCUUCUCGAGUUGGGAGGAAUUGGCCUCUUUGGGCCUGGACAGAUUAAAAUCGGCCCUGAUGGCUUUGGGACUGAAAUGCGGCGGCACUUUGGAGGAAAGGGCCCAAAGGUUGUUUUCCACUAAAGGCCAAAGCGCUUUGGAUCCCUCUUUGAUGACUAAGGCGACUAAAGGCAAGGCCAGUAAGGAGAAAGAGCUGAUGCGACACAAGGAGUUGGCUUGUUUGGAGGCACAAGUUUACAAGUUAUCAGAGUUAGUGAGUGAACAGAGGGCAGCGACCAAAGAAAAUGUUCAACGAAAACAAGCGAGAACGGACGGAGAAAGGGACAACAGUGAAAACGAAGAGUCCGAGGAUGAAAGUGCCGACGAAAACGACGACGAUGUGCCCUACAACCCUAAAAACUUACCUUUAGGAUGGGAUGGAAAGCCGAUUCCUUACUGGUUAUACAAACUGCACGGCCUCAACAUCAGUUACAACUGCGAAAUAUGCGGAAAUUACGUGUAUAAGGGCCCCAAGGCGUUCCAAAGACACUUCGCCGAGUGGCGGCAUGCCCACGGCAUGAGGUGUCUGGGUAUUCCAAACACGGCGCAUUUUGCUAAUGUUACCCAAAUCGAGGACGCCUUAGCAUUGUGGGAAAAAUUAAAAGUCCAAAAGCAGGGCGAAAGGUGGCAACCGGAAACCGAGGAAGAGUAUGAAGAUUCGCAAGGAAACGUGGUGAACAGGAAGACUUAUGAGGAUCUUAAGAGGCAGGGGCUACUUUAAGAGUCUUUUUUUAAGGUUUUUUAUUCUACUUUAAGAAAAUACAAAACUGUGUCUUUAAAACA